Molecule: messenger RNA, 1223 nt
Organism: Monomorium pharaonis (pharaoh ant)
Lineage: Eukaryota; Metazoa; Arthropoda; Insecta; Hymenoptera; Formicidae
Gene: kri
Product: uracil phosphoribosyltransferase homolog
Exons: 7
Coding region: 172-885 (237 amino acids)
Source: RefSeq, a predicted model, not a curated record
CGCUCAUCGGCUCAUUUCAGAACGUUUCGCAGGCAGACGACUUGCAGCUUGCAGCAACUUGCAGAAGUUGCAGACAAUGGCGAAAUAACCCGGGAUAAUUGUAAGCUAAAGCGUUAUCCUGUCAUUCGUUUUGUCGGUACUAUCAGUGACACGUGGUGCAACACAUUCAUCAUGGGCAGCACGGAUACCACGGCGAAGUUACUGAAUGAUAACCACGAGAUAGACGAGUAUGGAACUAACCUGAAGAUUCUACCCUGUAACAACCAGGUGAAAGAGUUGCAAACCAUUUUGCGUGAUAAGAAUACUACAAGGAGUGAUUUUAAGUUUUAUGCUGACCGUUUGAUCAGGCUAGUUAUUGAAGAGAGUUUGAAUCAAUUGCCUUUUACAAAAUGUGUGGUGACGACUCCAACUGGUGCCAAAUACAAAGGUUUAAAAUAUCAGAAGGGAAAUUGUGGUGUAUCUAUAGUGAGAAGUGGAGAAGCUAUGGAACAGGGUUUAAGGGAUUGUUGUCGUAGUAUUAGAAUUGGCAAGAUAUUGGUAGAAAGUGACAUGGACACACACGAAGCUAGAGUAGUUUAUGCUAAAUUUCCAGAUGAUAUAUCCGAGAGAAAAGUCUUGUUGAUGUAUCCAAUAAUGAGUACAGGAAAUACUGUUAUAAAGGCAAUAGCUGUGCUAAAGGAACAUAAUGUACUUGAAGAAAAUAUUAUUCUGUCAAAUUUGUUUUGUACACCGAUUGCAGCCAAAUCUCUAGUCACUGCCUUUCCUAAGAUGAAAAUUUUAACAUCAGAGAUCCAUACCGUUGCACCAAAUCAUUUUGGACAAAAAUAUUUUGGCUGCUCUCGUGUUGUAACGGAGACACCAAAUAUACAAGAGAAAGAUAAUUGAGGAUGUAGUAUCAUUAAAACUCAAUUAAACUGAUUAAAUAACAAAUUUAAUUUAUAAUAAAAUGAACGUUAUAACAACUUAUGUAGAGCAAUCUGAUUAUGCUAUCUAUUUUUAACUUGAAAAAGGGUAAAGAAUAUUUUUAGAUAUUGUGUACACCAAGAAAUAUAUUUUACGCAUAGCUAGUUUUUAUAUCGCUUUUGAAAGAGGUGAGCAUAUAUAUUCCAGAUUUGUUAGAUUUGUAUUCAUAUAUAUCUAAAUAUUCAUAUCAUGUGUACUUACCUUAUAUAAUAAUAGAAGACAGAAUUGAUUAAAUUUCCAAAAUAUAUUGUUAUAUUAUU